Messenger RNA from Conger conger (European conger), 5322 nucleotides. RefSeq names its product C2 domain-containing protein 2. The record is from RefSeq and is a predicted model, not a curated record. Lineage: Eukaryota; Metazoa; Chordata; Actinopteri; Anguilliformes; Congridae. The transcript is spliced from 14 exons. Bases 953 to 2980 code for a protein of 675 amino acids.
CAUAGAUCACAUUUGGAUACUUCACACGGUGGCUGUGUGACCGGGGAGAGCGAACUCGGACUGCGACGGGAGUUUUCAUUCACAAGAUUCGCCAGUGAUGCCCAGAGCUCCCCCCAUGAUUUUUUAUUUGAAUUUUAAAGCGAUUACCUAUUGCUCUAUUAUGCAAAACAGUUUGUGCGAGCUUGCAGUUGCCUGGCUAGAUAGUUAACCUGCCGACUCUACCCAAGGAAGUCCAGCGGAGCUUAGUUAGUUAGCAAGCUAGCUAGCAGACACCGGCUAACGCCGAGUUAACGACGGAGGUCGCAAAUCUUCACAAUGCAGCGUUGGAUCCGCUGUUGGACUAGUUAGAAUGCAGCAGGCCAGGACGGUGAUAUUAUGUAGUCAGCUGGCAUAUUUAGACUUGGUUAAUAAACUAUCUUAAACGUUGGUCGUAUUUCAGACAGGUUCAUAGAUAUUUAGUUAACUUGGCUGAAAUCUACCCUCUUGCUAACGAGCUGUUUUCUACAUUCAGGAUUUGCAUUCCUAUAGCUGGCGGCGGCGCUUUGAAAGCGUCACCUCAACUUAUUGGCUAAUGUAGCUGACGUUAAACCAUAGUCUAGCUAGUGUUGUGUUCAGGCUGAAACGUAGCUAAGAUGAUUUAGGUUGCUUAUCUUGGAUAAGCAAGGACAUGAGUUGUCGAUAGUUGUGAACCCUUCAUCUAGCCAGCUAGCAUUAAUUGUUAAAAAUACAUCCGUGAUAGUCAUCUAAUUUAAACAAUUUUAACUAACGUUAGUUAGCUAUGCAGUUGCCACUUUUAAUCUUAUUUUGUUUAGGCUAGAUUUGAAUGCAUUUUAGCUGAUGUUAGCUAGCUAGCACAACUAAAGCGAACAAAAGACCAAAGUUGAAUUUGACCAGCGAGCGAACCAAUGUUUUAUACUUUCAAAAGGGUGCUGGUUAGUCAGCUGAAGUAAAGAUGUCUUUCAUAGAAAGUUUCUUCGCUUAUUUUAAUUUAAGUAGUUUACAUUGGCUAUGCAUGGUCACACUGUUUAUCGCCUCUAUUGUUACGGUGCUUGUGUAUCUUGUGCAAUAUUUCUUCGGCGAUUUGCGAGCUGGUAAUGUUAGUCCACCUGAAAUUAGAAAAUGGGACGAAGCGGACGCCCUACUGAAUUGGGCGCUGUCACUGAAAAGCUGGAAGUGUCAGUGGAAGAAAGCCUGGAUCAGAACGUUGAACGAAGAAGCGAAGAAGCCCACGAGAGGUGUGCAGAUAACCUUUGAAGAGGAUGAUGUUCAGGCCUCCGAACUGGCGGUCAGCCACGUAUCAAGCUUUAACAAAUCUACCGAGUUGAAGAAUGUGUGCUGUCGGGUGGUGGGAGACCGACUGCAGGUCUCCUUCACUGCCACUCCGAAAGAUGCCCCGCCCGCCACCAGCCCCCAGACGUACAACCUCAAAAUCUCUCCGCUCCAACUGCAGCUGGACCUGCAGAUGCGGGAGGUGUCUGAGGAGGUGCAGGUGGCGUGGACGCUGUCUAACCUGGAGGUCUGGGACCUGCAGGUGACACCCAGCUCCGCGCAGAGUGGUGUCGGGGGCCCCAGCGUGUCUGUGAUCAGGGACAGACUGCGGCAGCUCCUGUGUGGGGCUCGUCCCUCAGUCCUGCUGAGCAGCCGGCCUGCCCAGGCUACAGAGCUGAAGGAAGCGCAGGCGAAGGCGUCUAAGCUGGCGUCCCCGCCCAAGCCCCCCCGCGCCCAUGACUGGAAGCUGCUGGUGAAGAACAUCAAGGUGACGUGGAGAGAGGAGGACGACGGUGCUGCAGGCAGCACCAACCCCUACUGCGUCCUCCAGCUGGACGACCCGGCUCAGAAGGUCUCCACGUCCGUGUCCAGGGCCACCUCCAACCCCUCCUGGGACCAGCCCUUCAUCUUCGAGCUGAGCGGGCGAUCAAAAGAGCUCAACAUUCAGGUCCUGGACGAGGGGCAACCGGAGGAGAGUGCCCUGAUUGGCCAGGUUUCGGUGCCCUUUGACCUUGUUAAGAAGCAGCCCAAAGGACAGCAGACGUUUGCACUUAUGAAUAAAGACCAAGUGGCUGGGACACUUUCUACUGAGUUCAGGUAUCUGGAGCCCAGUGAGGUGCGGUCCUGGCAGACCCCCACCCCCGCCCCCACCAAAAAGGUGGAGAUGGACCGCACGGUCAUGCCCUGCGGCACCGUGGUCACCACCAUCACCGCGGUCAAGAGCAAGCCGGGCCGGACCCUGCCCCACGCGCUCAACGGAGAAACGCCCUUCAAGGCUCCGCCCAAGUCCAAGCUGUCGGGAAGACGAGUGUCAGAGCAGCACUCUGUGUGCGGAGCCACCGUCAGCAAGGCCUUGUCCUCCUCCGAUACAGAGCUCCUGAUCCUGAACGGGACGGACCCUGUGGCCGAGGCCGCCAUCCGCCAGCUUCACCAGUCCGCCAAGCAGAAGCUCAAGUCCCCCGUGAAGAAGAGCACCAUCAUCAUCUCAGGAGUGGCUAAGACCCCUCUGUCACAGGACGAUGAGAUGGCCCUCAUGGCUGGGUACGCCGCCUCUAUGGACGCCUCCAUGACCGAGGGCCCCUGCCCCGCCUCCGACGGGGCCACGGGGGGCCCCACCGAGGCCCCGAGUCUGGCAGACCCCCAGGAGGGCCCCGGCGAGGCGGGGCCCGAGGAGAACUGGGACAACCAAUCGGAGCAGGACCCCGACGCGGACAAGAAGUCGGCACUGUCCCUGUGCAUUUCCGAGUCGGGCUCCAAGAAGGGGAGAGGCAGCUUCCUGCGCCAGAGCGCCAGGCUCUUCUUCCGCCGGCGGCACCAGAGGAAGGACCCCGGGAUGAGCCAGUCGCACAACGACCUGGUGUACCUGGAGCAGCCCGUGGCCGUGGACAAGGAGCGGAGGACCGCCACCUUCAGCCGCAUCAUCAACCGCAAGCUGCUGCCCAAGAGCCGGAGCAAAGCCAACGGGUCCGCGGGCGAGCCGCCUCCGCACUGACCCCUGGAGAGUGAGGCCGCCUCCGCGCUGAGCCCGGAGAGCGAGCGAAAGGACGCACUUUAGAUACUGUACGAAGAACCGGGGUGGACGCCUGCUCAGUUCAGAGCGUUUCGGGGGGGAGGCCGGGGCGCCAUGACCGUAUAACCGACUUAACUAACCGCAAUGGACCGCGUUUCGUUUUUUUUUUGUCUAUGAGAACCGUGGCCUUCUAACCCAAGAUGAGGAAUGCAGUGGCCAUGUUAUGAAAAAAAUUAUUUCUCCUUUCCUCCCUGAGUAUAGCCACGUUUAUUGACUUUGGGGAGGGGGGGGGGUGGGUGGUUGCCGGUUGUUUACCAAAAGGAACCAAAAAGUGGUUUUUGCACAUUUUGAAGAGACAAUGAAGACUCUUUCUCACUUUAACCCAGGCUUGUUCUGGACGCAUUGCUGAUCUAGCUAAAUAGGCUACACUGGGUUAUAUCACAAUGGGAGUUUACUAUCAAGACAAAGGGAGACCAAUUGAUUGCGCUGCAUGGCUCAUUCCGUUACGAAGCUGUUAGGCUACUUGAAUCCAACGGGUUUUUUUUACCUGUUAGUACUUCAAGGUCCAUUUUGAUAACAUAACCUCUAACAUAAUAACAUCUCCAUAACCCAUUCAGCUACUGUGAAAAGACUGCAUAUUGAAGACUACAUGAGUUAUGAGUCCAGUAUUUGAGCUGUCACUCAAAGCAGAGACUUCCAAUUAAGUGGCUUGCUUACUUUUAGGGAAUUCGUUAAUCAAAAUGAAAUGUACACGCAAGGUAAUGCUAAUAGAUAAAAGUAGGUUAAAAACACUCUCACAAGCCAUUGCAGCCUGAAAUUACAGAGCUACACAGCGUCAUUCAUCGGAACGAGGAACUGCUUAAAACCUACAUUCUGAAUGUUCUUGCCUUUCAAAAUAACGAAUGUUAGCAUUUGAAAAGCAUUAUGCAAGUGAUUACCGUAGAUUUUACUUCUCUCGUUUUCCAGCAACACUACAAUUUUGUAAAGGGGUUUAACGUGUGCAGUGUGGCACCAGCGACCUGGAACGGAGGAAACACUAUCAUGAGAGACUGCAGUUGCGGCGGGACGCUGAAACGCGAUGCGGUCGCCGUAGUUGCUUCAUUGACUACUGUUUGUUUUUAUGUUUUAAGAGCUUAGACGUAUGAGGAAUUUAAAGUUUACUGGGAUGGCGUUUUUCUUUUUCUUUCAUUUUUUUAAAUAUUUCAAUUAUGAUUGUACAUUUAUUUUCCUAUGCAGGUAAAACUUUUUUAUAUAUAGAAGAAACGGCACCUAAAUAUCAGUUCAUUCGAUGAUGUACUACUGUUCUUCCUGAAUGAGCCUAGCAAGAAACUUGCUAACCAUACACACAAAAACAUAAUGCAUUAGAUGACAAAAAUCGGUGCAGUACAUCCACUAUAGGUUCAAUUAAUAGCCAAUGACUCAAAGCCUGCUUUUUACCAUGCACUGGAAGACUGAUGGAGAUUAUGAGCGUAGUGCUAGCAGCUAUCAUGAGGUAUUUCAUGUAUUCAGCCGUUUGACUUUUGAAGCCUCUUCAUGGUGGUGUUUUUACCGUCUGUUGUUGGAAAUCCACUUUAGUCUUUUUGAACCUGCAGCCGUGAGAAGAAAUCAUGAGAACUUCUGCAUGGGUGGCUUUGAUAAAUCAUAGAUAAAAGAAAAAAUCGAAUUGUGCAUUAUUUGGAGUAAAGAAAAAUACAUACACAUACGUUUCCUGGUCUUAUGCCUGAAUCUAAAAGAGUACCUGCUUGGCCAACAGCUCUGUUUGAGGUCCAAUGUACAGAAUUGGUGGAAAAAAAUGGCUUCUUCAUUGCAUGCUGUGGGUUGGUUAAACUACAACACCUUUUAGAGGUUUUUAAAUUGGGCUAUAUUUGACCAUGGUGGAUUCAUAUUUACUUGAGCCAGUGGUGUUUUCCAGUAGUACGAUUUUUUUUCCCUCCACCAUAGGCCUACUGAUGAACACAUACAAAUUAUGGCCCAACUGCUAUAUAUAGAAAGCGAAAAUAAAAAACAGGGAGUACAUUUGAGGGAAAUUUUUAUGUGGCAGACUCGAUUCUGAGCCUAAUGAGUCUUAAAAAAAUGCAUACUUGUAUAAUGUGCUGAUGGCUUGUAAAUAAACUGCUUGCUGACAUUUUAUAUUCACAUCAGUUCCAUCUAAUAAAUGGAGCCGUGGUGUAUCUUAAUAUAGAUCGUCAGUCAGUGCAAUGCAGGGAUUAUCACCAGUUAACAUAUCAGGAUUAUAAUUUUGAGCAAUAAACAUUGAAUAACCACGAUGCUGUGCCGUUGUUUUCAUUGUAUAACACUGAAAUAAAACUCGUGCACUACCAGAA